ACUACUAUUUCAUUAACGAUUUAGAUUGUCAUAUGAAAUUGAAUCAUGUUGACUCAAAUUAGAUAUUUUAGAGAUUAAAUUAACAAAAUUAAUGCUCAGAGGACUAAUGUUGCAUAUUCAUAUAUGCUCAAAUUAGACUUAAUGUUGCAUCUUCUAUAUGCAUUGCAAUAUGGGAGUUGUGCUUAAUGAUUUUCAUCCUACUUCCAGACUGAUACAUCCCUGCCUAUAGAGGCUAUAUUCAUGAAAAGAUGGGAAUUUGAUAGUAUAGAACAAGCUGCAAAAUGCAUAUCUUCAUGGUUUUCAGGAACACACCAUGAACAGCUUCUCUUGAAAGGAUAUUUGGAAUCUGCCAUAGCGGUGCAUGUUGAAGAAUCAAAUAAUAAAGUCAUCAUGUUGCUCACAAUGCAAAGAAUACAAUUUCUUCAUCAUUAUAAAAGGGCUCUUUUGAGGAGGUUACACCUUUACAAUAUUGAAAGAAUGGAUAAUGCAUCACUUUGUGCAUCAUUGUCAGUCUGCCCUUGUUUUCUUGAUCUUGAGAUUGUUGGCCUGUAAGUUCUAUUUAGUUGCUUUUCACUUUACUUACAUUAGUAGUUGGUUUAAUCAUGUUUUUCUACGGUUUCUAAACCCAGCAUUAUAAUCUAUGUCAUUGAUAUGCCCCAAUAUGAAUAAUUGUUUUCGCCUGCACAUACCUAUGAUGUGGAUCAGUUGGUGUGAUUAUUUUUUAAAAUUUAUUACCCUGUUUCCUUCACAAACAUCUAAAUAUCAU
Camellia sinensis is the source of this 766-nucleotide messenger RNA. The record is from RefSeq and is a predicted model, not a curated record. NCBI's taxonomy places the organism in Eukaryota, Viridiplantae, Streptophyta, Magnoliopsida, Ericales, Theaceae.